AUGGACCCGUCACCCUCCGACGAGAACCCAGAUUACAAGCAGCCGGGCGACCAUGACCUAACCUCUGGAGACGUUGAGAAUGAAACACUUGGUGAUGACUAUUGCUCAGAUUUUGUGAAUAGUCAGUAUUGGCCCGUGCUAGAUUUACCUCCUUUGACCAACGGAUCUACCAGAGGCACAAACGAGGAGAGCUUUCCACAGGGACACCAGGCGGAUGAGAUAUACGAAUAUCCUCCUCGUCACAUUGAGGCUGGCGAUACCGGGCCCCCAGGUACUGGAAGUAAUUUGGAGGGUGUCUCUACAUGGCAGGACAUUGAUAUAUGGAGAAACUUGACAACAAUUCCC
Trichophyton benhamiae CBS 112371 is the source of this 345-nucleotide messenger RNA. RefSeq lists its product as uncharacterized. The annotation marks the transcript as partial. NCBI's taxonomy places the organism in Eukaryota, Fungi, Ascomycota, Eurotiomycetes, Onygenales, Arthrodermataceae. The transcript has a single exon. The record is from RefSeq and is a predicted model, not a curated record.